This is a messenger RNA of Drosophila yakuba, 3931 nucleotides long. RefSeq names its product mucin-5AC. Gene Ontology annotation, cellular component: plasma membrane; cytoplasm. The record is from RefSeq and is a predicted model, not a curated record. The coding region runs from base 179 to 3157 and encodes 992 amino acids. Lineage: Eukaryota; Metazoa; Arthropoda; Insecta; Diptera; Drosophilidae. The transcript is spliced from 8 exons.
AUACCAAAAAUGGCGUCGUGAUUUCCCAGUUGAUUUUCCCAGAAAAUGCAGCACAUUUUGAGCCCCAAAAACGCAGCGAGUGAAAUGUGGGAUUAAUUAGCGGAGAGCAACUAGCCCAAGGCAUGCAAAAGAAGCCCAUCCCAGCCAGGAAUCCACACCGUAGUUUUGGGAAGCGGUCAUGGCAGCGGCGGCGACGGCAGCACCUGCGACAUCCAGCGGGAAUGCUAGUGCACCUGCUCCACUGCCCGCAGCUGGCCCAGGCGGAGGAGGGGGCGUACCAGGUGCUGUUGGGGGAGGAGCAGGUGCCCAGUUCCGGGAAAUUCACAAGAACACAUGGCUCAAACGGCUGACAGCGGAUGGAAAACGUCUGACCGUGGGUCCCAAGAAAUCCGAGUGCUCCUGGGUGGUUUUCUGCGUUCAUGAUGACACGGAGGCUUUGCUUGAGGGCUAUGCGGAACCACGUCAGGCAGCUGGACAUCUGCCGGAGUGGGCCGUUUCAUUGAGGGAAACCCUCCACAUCUCCCAUGCCCUCAUCCCCAAUUCCCAUGAGUUCGAGUUUGUGGUCACGCUCAGCCACGAGGUGUUGCGCUUUCACGCCGUCUCUUGGGAGAUUAUGCAAGAGUGGGUGGAAACGCUGCGCUCCAAGCUGCGCGAAAUGAAGAUUCUGUCGCCGCGCGAAAACCUCUACACGAAGCUACCUGAAGUGCGCGCACCGUUGCUGCCCACGCGGGAUCCCACAUCGCCACUGCCACCACCUCCUCCUGUUCCGGCGGCUCUGGUUCCGGGCGUUGAGCGUGUGUUGGCACCCAGUCAUCAGGCUCAGCCAGCGCCACCUCCCGAGCCAUCCUCAAGUCCAGCGCCCACCACACCCGCUCCUCCUGCUCCUGCUCCGGCUGCCAUGUCGAACACUUUGACGCAGCACCUCCUCAACAUGCUCUCGGAUCCCAUAAGCACCUACAGCGAGCAGAUCAGUGAGUCGGUAGAGUCAACCCCUGGUCAGGAAGACAUCGCGGUAGCUGAGGGAGGCUCUGCGGAGCAACCGUCCACUAGUGAUGCCGAUUUGAAUCUCUCGGACGACGAAUACCUUUCGCCCCUGCUGCGCAAGGCAUGUGUGCUUACCGAGAAUGGAGUUCGCGUUGACGUCGUGGCGGCCACUGCACAGCGCGUUUCUGCCGAUCAAAUCCUGAACUUGGAGCACAUUCUGCAAUGCGAACGGCUGAUUCCCAGACCUCAAACAUCACGAUCCAUGUCCGCUGGAGCGGCUGACAAAUCAAAGCGACCGCCACGGAAGCCCCUCCAAUCCCAAUCUUCGAGCGCCGCUCCCGCGAACAGUGCGGACUCUCAGGACAACAUUACAAUUAUCCAAGUGUCGAACACCGGCAACAAUGGCCAGGAGCAGCCACCCGAACUGCCACCCAAGAACACUACCACCGCCGAGGUGUUUCGAUUCCCUGAGGUUAAGACCAAGCCCCAGACUAAUGCCAAGCAGCAGCCAUCCCAGACCCAUCACGAGUAUAAAAGCAACGUACAAAUAAUUCCGUCCAAUGCCAGUAGCAGUACCAGUACCAUUCAAGUCCUCGGCAAACAGUCCAGUAGCAGUAAUCCGUAUACAACGCCCGUCAAGCAAAGCUCCGCCAAUAGCUCCAGUCCACAGGUGUCGGGCACCACCAAAGUAAAGGUGCUGGGUGACGGUGAGGCCACCACGACGGUGGCUGUCUACGGCACCUGCUAUCCAGCGGCCGGAGGAAGUGCCAGCAGCUCUUCCGCAGCUUCUUCCUCUGUUAAUCCUGCCAAGCCGCAGACGCCGAGAUUAAGUAAAAAGAUAAUACUCAGUGCCAACGCGUCGGGCAUUACGAAUAUUAGCGUAAACACAGAACAGGGCAGUGACUCCAUAAUCAGUGGUAAUGUCCACUACGAGAAGGUCUUCCUAUCCUCCAGCAUUCCCAUCACCAGCAGAAGCAGUCCCACAAGAGUAGCAAGCACCACCCAGCCGACGACUAAUGGCAGUCCAGCCUUGCCUCGUCGACGGUUGGCUUCGCCGGCAACAGCGCAACCAGUGACCCCCAGUGCAGCCGGAAGGGCUGCGCCGCAGUUGACCCGAGGACUAACCGAACUGGUGAUAAGUUCGCGGCCCAGCAGAAGGGAUUUCCACUACUUAAAACUGUUGAACACGCCACUAAAAACUAAGGCAUCCCACAAAUCAACCAGCGCCGCGAAUAACAACAUCGAACAGUCAUCGCCUUCCAGCUCCAACAGUACCCAAGUUACGGCGUCGCAGAGGAAUAACACCUCGAUUGCAACCGGCGACAGCCAGGAGCAACGGCGGCGCAGCUCGUCCACAUCUGAUGCCCAGGCGCCACUUCAGCGGGUCCCUCAGCCUGGAACGCAGCGUAAUGCUAACAACAACGAGUUUACGCCAUCCCGAAACGGAGCCUUUCGAAUGCAGCCACCGCCACAGGGAACACCUCCGUCUAGCACCAAUCCCGCGCAGCAGUCGCCCAACAAACGAUUGACGUUGCGGGAACAACAAGUGAUGCAGCUGCGCCGGGAGAUUAUGCACCCAGGUGGAGUGCGACUGAAUCUGAGGCGCAAGGACUGUGUCGGUUCUAUAGCUUGGGUAGAAGCCUUCGGUGGCGUUUGGAUUGCCGGCUGGAAGCAGAAGGAACAUCCCGUGCUCUACAAUGCCCUACACAUCGGGGAUCAGCUACUGUCCAUAGCAGGCGUGAGCAUCAGCAGUGCAGCGGAGGCCAACAAGAUAAUAAGGAACACCAAUACGCUAUUUGUUGAAGUCUUGCUGCGACGAAUUCCAUUCGGUCGAGCCUAUGCCAUCCGACGGGACCGAGAGGGUCAGUGUCUGGGUCUGAUUCGCGAUGGAAACACUUCGACAAUCGUGGAUGUGGUGCCAAACAGUUUGGCCGCACGUCACGGUCUUCCACCGAAGACGCAAUCGUGCGACGGCAAUUCACUUACCUUUUGGAUGCUCACCGAGAUCAAUGGUCGUUCACUGAAUCUGUUCUUUAAGGAAUUCGAGAUACGCGACCGCCUGAACUCUGUGGGCCGGGAUAUAUCCAUUUUGGUGCAACCGUCAGAUUUGAUAACCAAGCUGAAAAAGCAGCUGAAGUCGCUGCGCGGCUACAAGGAUUACUUAGUGCAGUAGUCACUAGCAAUAACGAUUGAUUCCAUAUAACCACAAAUAACUCGUAACUGUAAUAAGCUGCUGUACGCGAAUCAAUUCCGAAUAGCUCUGGGCCAGUAAUCAUUCCAUUUACGCGAAAAGGUCAUUGAACGCAGCCACUAUAUAGUCAACUAGAACUGGUAGAAUCAUUUCGCUAUAUUACGUACUACCCACUACAUAUAUUAACUAUGAUCGAAACUACUUAAAGGACUUAGGUGUAGCGUUGAGGAACAUAUACAAAAACAACCUAUAUAUUUUUUGCAAAACUUUAUAUAAACUCAUACAUAUAUAUACAAAUUGAAUAGAUAUAUAUAUAUAGAUCUAUAUACACCAUAUGUAAAGCUGACACUUUGAAGGGCUACCAAAUUUACACCUCGAAUUUGUUUAGAUGCGGAAAAGUUAUGGGAAAUUUACAACAUAAAAUUCAAGUAUUUUAGGUUAACAUAUACACGCGUAUCACACACACCUGUGCAACUUAGUAUCCUUAUGCAAUAUUGGAGUGCCUCUGAUUUUGUUCAUUGAUGUUGUUUUCUUUCAUGUUUUCAUUUGUUUCGUGCGAAAAGACAUACGCAUCUGUCGUAACAUAUAAGAUGUGAUAAAAAUGAGUACUCAAAUUUAGGCAAUUUUAAACGGUAUAUUUGUAAAUGCUUUUUGAUUUUUUUAUUAAUAAGUUUCAGUGUGUUAUUUCGAUAAACAUAGUACUUAUGUAUGUAACGGCCUUGCGAAACAUUCAUUAAAGCAAUUCCACACAAAUCA